Drosophila hydei is the source of this 788-nucleotide messenger RNA. Its product is annotated as seminal metalloprotease 1-like. The transcript is spliced from 2 exons. NCBI's taxonomy places the organism in Eukaryota, Metazoa, Arthropoda, Insecta, Diptera, Drosophilidae. Gene Ontology annotation, molecular function: metalloendopeptidase activity; zinc ion binding. The record is from RefSeq and is a predicted model, not a curated record. The coding region runs from base 2 to 775 and encodes 257 amino acids. Gene Ontology annotation, biological process: proteolysis.
UAUGAGAAGAACUAUCUGCCUUCUACCGCUGCUAUGCCUGAGUGUACGCACUCCGGCAGCUCCGCUUGAAGAAACAAUAAAGCCAGCCGGUCCGGAACGCCUCUACCAAGGUGAUAUGCAUGUGAAAUACAGUCGGAACGGGCUGAGAGAUGCAAAGUUCCACUGGCCCAAUGCAACAGUCUACUUCAAGAUAUCAACUACAUUCAGUGAGCCUCAAGUAAAUCAGAUAAAUCUGGCAAUGCAAAUGAUUCAAAAUGUUUCAUGCGUUCGUUUUGUGCCUGCAGAUGAAGAUGUCAAAGGUUAUGUAUUUGUUAACGAUUCUGACACCGGCUGUUGGUCUCAGAUUGGUUACUACGGCCAGGAGCAGAUUGUUAACUUACAUACCGGUUGUUUAUCUUUGGGCAUCAUACAGCAUGAACUACUCCACACUUUGGGAUUCCUUCAUCAGCAAAACUCUGCUGACCGCGAUGAUUACAUCAACAUCGAUUGGACCAAUAUUAAAGAGAAACACAAAAAAAAUUUUAUCAAAGCCAAUUCUAGUCUUGUGUGGAACUUUGGUUCAAAAUAUGAUUAUAACAGCAUCAUGCACUACUCUGGGACUGCCUUUAGAAUAAACUCCAGUCGGCCAACAAUUGAGACCUUGCAAAAUCUAAAUGGUAGAAGAAUAGGACAAAGAGAGCGUAUGAGUGACACGGAUAUAUCUCGUCUCAACAAUAUGUACAAGUGUGAUUUGGCAACGAGUACAGAGAAUUGGGAAUCAAAUGAGAACAGUUGAGAAUAAAAGUAUU